CACAGCACCAAUUCCAUCUUGCAUCUCAAUCGCAUCACCAGCCAUGAAGAUUUCAUUUGUCUCGGUAGUUACAACUCUGGUCACUGUGGCCCAGGCUCAUACCUAUCUCAGCCAUCUGACUAUUGCCGGCACCAGACACCCGGAGGGAGAGUGUCUUGAGCCCUACCCCAAGCUACGCAAUCGUCCAGUCCUGUUCGUUGACUCGCCUGAUCUGACUUGCGGUCUGAACCGGACCAAGAGCGCCUCUGUCAAGUCGUGCCCUGUCCAGGCGGGUACUGAUGUGAUUGCUGAGUGGCAUCAUAACAAUGAUUCGCCUUCAGACGAUGUGAUUUCGGCCUCUCACAAAGGCCCUUGCAUCUUCUACAUGGCGCCAGCCGCGUCAGAAGGCAAGGGCGACGUGUGGUUCAAGAUUUUUGAGGAUGGCUACGAUCCGAGCACCAAGACCUGGUGCAUCAACAAGCUUCGUGACAACAAGGGCAAGAUUGCUGUCAAGAUUCCCCCAAGCCUGAAGCCCGGCGACUACCUUCUGCGCGGUGAGGUCAUCGCCCUGCAUAAUGCCGACGCUAUCCACACGGAAAACCCGAAACGGGGAGCACAGUUCUAUGUCCACUGUGGUCAUAUCACUGUCACUGGUGGCGGAUCUGAGGUUCCCAAGGGGUAUGCGAUCCCUGGCGUCUACAAGUACACUGAUCCGGGAGUCCACUUCAACGUCCACAAGCCCUUCUCCGAGUAUGUGAUUCCAGGUCCGCCUGUUUGCGCUGGUGGAACCUCGAACUCUAAGGGGACUACUGGCCAGACCAAGCCCCCAAAGUCUCAGGCGUCGUCCGCGCCCAAGAGCGCCUCCUAUGCCACAUCUAGCGCCCCGGUCAAGACUAGCGAGGCUAAGACAAAGACUAGGACCAAGACCAAGCACUCAAAGACACGUAGUCCCUCAUCAUACCAGACUGUGUAGAUGUGGCAGUGGAAAACAAGCAAUUUACCGUUGGUGCUCAGUUUCUGCAAUAAGCUCAUAUAUCGCUGUUAACUUGAAUGUGGCCAAGUAUACUGCAGAAAGACCAACUGAACGUUACGUGCUUUGCAUAUCUCGUGAAAAUGAGGUAUAGGCAAAACGCAAAUACGGGUCUGACUCUGUGCUAUUUCAGUGUACAGGACACUGUUUACCGAUAGCUCCGCUCACUGGGUUGUGAAUAUGCAGCGAUGGUAACACAAAAUACCGGGUCGUUCUGCAAGUGUAGGGUGCUUUCGUCACCUUGUUUCAUGUUUGAGGACACGCGCUGCUGGCGACACGGUUCAGAUUCUAGACCUCUGUAGAAUAAAUAGACUCGGGAAAGUAUAAAAUGCCCUGGCUUUUCUACCUACUU
Messenger RNA from Linderina pennispora, 1361 nucleotides. RefSeq lists its product as uncharacterized. The transcript has a single exon. Lineage: Eukaryota; Fungi; Kickxellomycota; Kickxellomycetes; Kickxellales; Kickxellaceae. The record is from RefSeq and is a predicted model, not a curated record. The coding region runs from base 44 to 952 and encodes 302 amino acids.